Molecule: messenger RNA, 5780 nt
Organism: Eupeodes corollae
Lineage: Eukaryota; Metazoa; Arthropoda; Insecta; Diptera; Syrphidae
Gene: Nhe3
Product: sodium/hydrogen exchanger 6
Exons: 15
Coding region: 801-2972 (723 amino acids)
Biological process (GO): proton transmembrane transport; sodium ion transport; regulation of pH
Cellular component (GO): membrane; recycling endosome
Molecular function (GO): sodium:proton antiporter activity
Source: RefSeq, a predicted model, not a curated record
UGUACUCGUUCGUCGCUGUCGCUGUCGCCAUCGCCAUCACAGUCGAAAAAGAAGAACGAACGGCAAAUAAGCAAGAAGAACAAAACGCACGACGACAUAGAUUCUAGUGAAAAAGUAAAAUAAAAUACCAACUAAUUUUUCAUUGCAAAAAAGCAAAUAUUUUAAAAAAAGCUUUGUUUUCCACAAUCCACAUCGAAGUCAUAACGAAAUUAUGUGAAAAAGAAACCAGUGAUUUAGUUGCAAAAUAAAAUAUAUAAUGAAUUGUAUAAUUGUUUGGCACUUUAGCCAGAGAGUUUUUCUAGAGUAUUAUAUGUAAAAAUUUUGUUGAAAAAGAAGCCCCUUUCGUCCUGACCACCCCCAUACAGUUUAUUGCUUUAGUCUUCUCCCCAGAAUAUAAUCAAAAAAUAGAAAACGUCGUGUUCAUCGUCGUUGUCGUUCUCGUCGUCGUAUAGUCGUAAUCAUAGUCGUGGUCAUCCUUUUUUCGCUUUUGUCUGUUUGCCUCUUGUGUGUCUCGUUGUCUCCUCUGACGAACCAAACCAAACCAUCCAACUGACAUCGGCUUCCGGAUAAAUCGAUUGAAAAAUUACUUUCGCUGCUCUGCUCUUAGUCUACAAGGAGGAAAACUCAAAACUCGUAGGGUGUUGGUGUGGAAAAUCGGUUUUUCUUUCUACUUCCUUUGUUGUAAUUGAGAGUUGUCUAUACUCUAUAGUGGCAGAAGCAAAACCAAAGGAAGAGACAGUGCCAGCAGGAGCAACAGCAGAAGCAGCAGCAAUAGUAUUGGUCAAAACACAAAACAAAAUAUGUCAUCGUCAUUAUCACUACGCCGCCGUUACGGCAUUUCAAUAGUUUUUAGUGUUCUAUUAGCUUUAAUAAGCAUAUCGGCCAAGUGCAAUGCCACGGCCACAGAUAUCGCGCUCGACGCCAAGGCAACUCUCACCCACAGAAUCGACAGUUUGAAUCUGUUGGUCUAUACGUUCCUGCUGACCCUCACAGUCUUAACAAUAUGGCUGUUCAAACAUCACAGAGUGUCGUGGCUGCACGAAACAGGAUUGGCUGUUAUCUAUGGCCUUAUUGUUGGAGCUGUUAUACGCUAUGCUGGCUCAUCAACUCCACUUAUUCAUCUUGCUGUUGAACCAGAGGGAAAUCCAAAAUUCAACCAAUCCCUACCCCCGGACACAUUAUGGUUGCAGUUCCCAGGAAAAUUGUCACCAAAUACCACCGACAAAGACCCCAUUCAAAAUAAAACAUAUGCCUAUGUUUUCCGAAGUCAAGUCUACCAAGUGGCAGAAAACGAAAUCGAUCUUAAAGCAACAUUUGAUCCUGAAAUAUUCUUUAACAUUAUUUUGCCACCAAUAAUCUUUCAUGCUGGUUACAGUCUCAAAAAGAAAUAUUUCUUCCGAAAUUUAGGAGCAAUUUUAACAUAUGCCAUAUUGGGCACAGCAUUAUCAGCGUUCCUAAUCGGCGCCAUUAUGUACGGCUGUGUGAAGCUGAUGCCGGAAUAUCUGAGCAGCAGUUUUACAUUCCUGGACACGCUGUAUUUUGGAGCGCUGAUAUCACCAACUGAUCCACUAACAAUUUUAGCAAUUUUCCAUGAUUUGCAUGUGGAUGUGAAUUUAUAUGCUUUGGUAUUUGGAGAAUCUGUAUUAAAUGAUGCUGUAGCUAUUGUUUUGAGUGGGGCAAUUCAAAACUACGGCGAACAUUAUUCGAAGACUGGAGAAUUUGAAACAAAUGCCUUCUUUAUGGCCUUGAGUGACUUCUUUUGUAUAUUUAUGCUAUCAUUGUUGAUUGGAGCUACAAUGGGAUGUUUUACGGCAUUGUUGACUAAGUUCACCAGAGUCCGCGACUUUCCCCUCCUAGAAGCAGCCCUAUUUGUGCUUAUGUCAUACAGUACGUUCCUUAUUGCUGAGGCUUCAGAAUUAACUGGAGUUGUUGCAGUAUUGUUUUGUGGAAUUUGUCAAGCUCAUUACACGUACAAUAAUCUAUCGGAAGAUUCUCGUGUGCGAACGAAAGAAAUAUUCGAAUUGCUUAACUUUUUAGCAGAGAAUUUCAUCUUUUCGUACAUUGGAGUUUCGAUGUUCACGUUUCCAAAACAUCAUUUUGAUCCAGUGUUUAUAAUAACUGGAUUUGUAUGUGCUGCUAUUGGACGUGCAGUUAAUAUUUAUCCUUUGUCAUGGUUGUUAAAUUUAAAUCGAAGACCUAAAAUUUCAUCAAAUUUCCAACAUAUGUUAUUCUUUGCUGGUCUUCGUGGAGCAAUGUCAUUUGCAUUGGCAAUUAGAAAUACAGUUUCAGAAGCCCGUCAAACAAUGUUAACAGCAACAUCACUUAUUGUUAUAUUUACAGUGAUAAUUCAAGGUGGAGCAUCGAAUUUCCUACUCAAUUGGCUGAAAAUACCAAUCGGAGUUGAUGAAGAGACUGAACAAUUGAACAACUAUCAAGUUCGCAGUGUUUACAACUCAAUGGAAAAUACGGCAGCAGCGUCAAUCGAUACAGGACUUAAUUUGGGACAAUUGCCAAUGUCCAGAAGACAAAGUUCUCUGUCUGAUGGUUAUUUGCAGGAUGUUGAUGCCGACCUAGAGGGCGGUGCUACGACGCCUGGUGGUACAAGAAAAACAAAUGAGAAGGCUAUAUUGGCACGCAUAUGGGGCAAUUUUGAUACAAAAUAUAUGAAGCCCCUUUUAACGCACUCGCGUCCAACACUGCUCGAGACCCUACCAGUUUGCUGUAAUCCAGUGGCCCGUCUUCUAACAACCACAGAACAACUCACACAGGAUGGCGGUACAAGAAGAUCUGACUCAGAUUCCGACAUUUGUAUAGACGAUGAUGAUUUCACUCGAAACGGAUCGAGUAAUGGUGGCGGACCAGGCGGUGCCAAUGGUCCGCGCAGAAAUUCGAUCAAUCGUACGAGUGCUGUUUUGAAUGAAACUAACCAAAUUAUCGCUGAUCUCAGUGUUGUUACAGAUAAUUUUAUGUGAAGAAUAUAAUUAUUGAUUAUUCUAUAAAUUAGCAAAACAAAACACAAUAACUCACCAUAUAAACACACUUUUUUCUAUAAUUAAUUAAAUAUAUAUUAACACCUUAUACAUACAUAUAUACAAAAAUACUAAACCACAUAUACCUAUAGACAUAUUAUUAACACUGUUUUUUGUAUUAAAAAUUAAUUACAAAUUAGAUUUUAUUUUUGUUUAAUUUUAGAUUAUUUUGUUGUAUACAUUUUGUUAAAUAAAUUGCGUUUAUUCCAAAGUAUUGCUUACAUUAUGUAGUUUUGCAAAUCCACUACUUUUAACUAUAGGCUGUAUAUAAAUACUAAAAUAUUAUAUUAGCUAAAAUUAUUAUGUUUAGUCUAAUAUUAUUGUUGUUUAAUUAUUAUUUGUAUUAUUUUAGUUUGUAAAUGAUAAUGUGUUUGUUGUAUGAGUAAAGAUUGUGUUUUAUUUAAAAUUUGAAUGUAUCCUUUUUUAUAUCUGGAGUAUUUAUUCCAAAAGUCGAAAAAUCCUUUUGAAAUGGCGAUGGGGCGGCGCGUUUAUAAUAUAUUGUUUGUUGGAAUAAAUAUUAUAUUCUGAAAUUUAAAUUAUAACAUUAAUAUGUAGUAUUAGAUUUAGUUGGUCAUUGAAUAAAUAAGUUUGAGUUAACCUUUAAUAAUUAUAAUACCUGAGGUUAUUAAAAAAUUAUCUAACACGACGAAAACCAUCUUUUCGGUAUCACAAAAUUAGGAGAGAAAAAGAUAUUGGGAGUAUGAGAAAUCCAAAAUAUAGUUUGGGUAAACUUCAACAGUUGUCUUUUCUUGGCGAUAACAAAUCUUUAUUUCUAAAAAUGUUUACCAAUAGUUUAAAUUAUGGGUAUUUUUAUAGGUUAAACGAAUAAUUCUGUCAAAACCUCGAUUCUCGCCUUUUAGCAAAAUAAAUAUAUUUUUGUGUAUUGCCCUUGGAGAGGUUCAGUCAACAUAAAGGACUUCAUUUGCAGUCAAUUGCAUUCUUUGAACGUAAAUCUUGACCAAGGCAAUCAGUUAGUUCUUUAAGUGUCAUAAAUCAAACUUGAAACCUUACUUCACAAACUUCUACCUUCCGUCGAUCGUGAAAAAACUACCAAAACACUCCUUAAGCAAGGGACAAGUCCAUCACGACUUGCAAAAGACUUUCAGCUGUAUCUUAAAAGACAUUUUAAAGCAGUCGCAACUUUAAAAUACCUCUUAGUAGCAUUUAAGUGAGAAAUCGGUAUCUAUAAACAAUUUUCAAAUUUAAGUAACUUUACUUAAUGGCCUCUUACCUUUAACUUCAUCCAUGGCGGUGUUUAAAGGUUACUUGAAGACAUUUCAAAAUCUAUUUUGACAUAUCAAUUGUCAUAUUUUUAAUGUUCAAAUUUAAAAUUUUUAAAUUAUUUUCUUUCUGCCGUUUUUCAAAUAUAAAAUGAAAAUGCACUUUAAUUUAAUUUCAUUUAGUAAUGCCUGGGCCUGAUAAUGAGGUUCGCGGCGGAUCGUUUUCAAUUCGACUCGCGUCGUAUAUGAUUAUCAAAGAAUUCGAUAAUAAACCUUGUGCAUUUUUGAAGCUUCACCUUUAGAGUUGGUCACAUCUAUGCUGAUAAACUCUAAACUCAUGUACAUGACUUUAACUAAUCCAUUUAUUUGUUUUUAUUAUUUUAUCAAAAUCUUAAAACUACAUAAUGUUUGUACAUGUGUAUGUACAUAUAUUAAAACUAGAUACAAAUUCUUAAAAAACUAGCGUAAAUAACCUUAAAAAAAAUAUCUUACUGGCCCUAUGCGGGCGCUCUAAGUUAAUCCAUUAUCUUAUAAGGCCUUACCCUUACCUAAUCCAUUCUCUGUGCGAUAUGCCAAAGAGUCGCAAACGCAUUUAUCCCAAGGAUAACACUAUUUGUAAAAAUGCCGGUCCAAAAGUAAAAUAAUUAAAAAAAAAAUAAUUUGCAUACCAUCGUCUCCUGAAUAAACUAGAUGUCCUAAGAGAAUAGUUUAUGUGUACUUAGGUUCUAAUUUGAGUCUCCUAAAACUUGGCGUUUACCUUUUUUCAUUUUUCCAGCUUUUAACAAAAAAGUGUUCCCUUGUAUCGAGUUUUGUUAUUUGUUUUGAAAUUUGAGCUGUUUACAGAAUUCAAUCUGUCAGAAAACUGCUAUCAUGUAUAAUAUGCAGUAGACAUGUCUGUUUGUAAGGUUUUUUUAAAGUAUAGUAAACAAAAUCUUGCGUUAGUAUCACAUAGCCCGCAGCAUCGGUUUUUAAUCGCCCAUGGUGGCCACUUUAAUAGUUAUUUAGCAAAGUUUCAUGCGCAUUAUAAGAAACGUCAAAUGAUACGCAGUGAUGCAGGGAGCACCUUAUAAUAUGCUACCAAUUAGUGUUUAAAAAAAAGAAAUAUUGAAUAUCUAAUUAUAAGUGUAACCAGCGGAUAUACUCGAAUGAGCUGUAAAUAAGAUAUGUUAACGCUGUAAAAAGUAGCUUAAAACAUCCUAACUACCUCUACACAAAAAAUCAUGUCAUAAUAUUGCUCUGUUGCGACGUGAAAGACGGUCAAACAAACAAACAAACAAGCAAACUGACUUUUCCAUUCAAAAUAGUAUUAUAGAUAUGGUUUCCAUGGACAUUUAAUAAGGCAUAUAUUUAGAUAAAUCAGUCCUGAAUUGAUAAUUAAGAGGUUUCAUAAAUCUUCAAGUAAUUUGUUUCCAUUUUGCGGGUACAACAUAUUGCAAAAGACCAAAGGAAAAAUGUGUGCCUUUUGUUUAAAAGUAGUUUUGAGUAACUUACUUUCAAGUCAGAAAUAACUUUUAAAUGUUGUUUUUUUUUC